Molecule: messenger RNA, 1341 nt
Organism: Exophiala bonariae
Lineage: Eukaryota; Fungi; Ascomycota; Eurotiomycetes; Chaetothyriales; Herpotrichiellaceae
Exons: 1
Coding region: 1-1341 (446 amino acids)
Source: RefSeq, a predicted model, not a curated record
AUGGUUUCGAUAGGGGAGAGAAGUACCGGACCACUGUCUCGAGUGACAAGAGGUGUAAGUGGUCUGAUCGGGCUGGCCACAGAAAUCCAUGCCCAGAGGCAGUCGAAAAAGGUUGUCCAUCACAAAGAGCUAGAAAGCAUCGACAACGAGAUUCCAAAUGACCAAGGGUGCAGUGUGCGUCCUGGUACGCAGCCGAUCGAACGAGAGCCUCCGCCAGAGUAUACAGAUCGUCCUACUGAAAUCAAGCCUCUUCCACGACCAGUGAUUAUACCUCAACGUCGCCCAAAUACCAAAAGUCGAGGUUUCGCCCGGGCAUAUGCACCUGACCUCUGGCAUUACAAAUGCAUCAAUGAGCAGAGCUUUCUCGACUUUUUGGAAGAGUUCCACAAGUCCUCACAAGCGUCACCUGUCUUCCAAGUUAUCAAUUUGGCGGCUAUCGGUGCUGGCUUUGCACCAUCAGCAAUCGCUAUAGCUGUUUCGUUGGCAGUAACGGCAGCUUCAAAUGCUGCCAUUGAGGUGCAAAGUCGAAUUCGAACAAACAACUACCUCGACAAGGUCAACCAGGAAUUUUUCCAUCCCAAGAACUUGCACUGUAUGAUCAUGACUUUUAAGCCUGAUAGACAGGAAAAUAUCUUCCUGGAUUUGGACUCUAAUCACGGGCCCGUCAGUGCCAAACACAUUAUUCCAGGAGUGUGGCCUGCGCUGUCUACUUGUCCGCAAACCUCACCCAAGGAGAACUUCCGCCAGUCUGAUGGAGUGUCGCACGGUCAGCUAGAGAUUCCACAAGCGGCCCAGCUGAUCUAUGUGGAAAAGACCACGCGCCAUGAUCCAGUAUCAUCACAAGAAACGGAUGGCAAUACGACUGGACUUAAAUCUUCACAGGAACGAAAUUCCUCGUCGUGGAAGGAUACUCGCAAGUUUGUGUCAGAAUACAAAGAUCGGCGUGCACAGGCAACAUUUGCGGGAAAGUAUGGGCAAGAGUCAACUCUGGCUGUUCCUGGAGCAACAGACCCAGCAAAGUUCGCAAGCAGGUUCUCGGAUCCGAACCAUCCUGUCAACUCGGGCCAUCCUCUUGCAUUACUGACAGGAGGAAAGUUUCGCAACUCCGAUGAUGUCAAAAUGCGGCUAGUACAACUUACUGGGAGGCAGUCUGCGCCCUCCUCUGAAGGUCGCGUCGUAUCAGGGGUGAAAAGUAUGGUUGAAAGUCGAAAUGGUUCAAGCUCCGGGUUGAUUGGGGCCGCCAAAGACAUGAUGAAAUCAGAUAUCCUGUACUUGCUAAUCGCGGAGAUUCCGACGGCGGCGGAAAUGGAUCAUUUGCUUGGACAUGUAGAGCUUAGAUAG